This is a messenger RNA of Ophidiomyces ophidiicola, 1554 nucleotides long. RefSeq lists its product as uncharacterized. NCBI's taxonomy places the organism in Eukaryota, Fungi, Ascomycota, Eurotiomycetes, Onygenales, Onygenaceae. The coding region runs from base 1 to 1554 and encodes 517 amino acids. The record is from RefSeq and is a predicted model, not a curated record. Gene Ontology annotation, molecular function: oxidoreductase activity, acting on paired donors, with incorporation or reduction of molecular oxygen; iron ion binding; monooxygenase activity. The transcript is spliced from 4 exons.
AUGGGCUACCAAACCAUCGCCAUCGCGGUCGUCGCGGCCGUGUACUUCGUCAUCAAGUACCUCAACAAGACCGAUGUGCCCAAGAUCAAGAACCUGCCGGAGAUCCCCGGCAUCCCCAUGUUUGGCAACCUGGUGCAGCUGGGUGAUAACCACGCCAAACGCGCCCAGGAGUGGGUGCAGAAGUACGGCGCCGUCUUCCAGGUGCGCCUCGGGAACCGGCGCAUCAUCUUCGCCAACACCUUCGACUCCGUCAAGCACUUCUGGAUCACGCACCAGUCCUCGCUCAUCUCGCGGCCGACGCUGCACACCUUCCACACCGUCGUGUCCAGCUCGCAGGGCUUCACCAUCGGCACGUCACCGUGGGACGAGUCGUGCAAGCGCCGCCGCAAGGCCGCCGCCACCGCGCUCAACCGCCCCGCCGUGCAGUCGUACAUGCCCAUCAUCGACCUCGAGUCCACCGUCAGCAUCAAGGAGCUGCUGAGCGACAGCCGCGGCGGCACCGUCGACAUCGACCCCAACCCGUACUUCCAGCGGUUCGCCCUGAACACCAGCCUGACGCUGAACUACGGGAUCCGCAUCGACGGGAGCAUCGAGGACAAGCUGCUCAAGGAGAUCUGCCAUGUCGAGCGCGUCGUGAGCAAUUUCCGCAGCACGAGCAAUAACUGGCAGGACUACAUCCCGCUGCUGCGGCUGUGGCCCAGCCGGAAUAACGAGGCCAAGGAGUUCCGCGAGCGCCGCGAUCGGUACCUGUCGCUGCUGCUGGACAUGCUGCGGGACCGCAUCGCCAAGGGCACCGACAAGCCGUGCAUCACGGGCAACAUCCUGAAGGACCCCGAGGCCAAGCUCAACGAGGCCGAGAUCAAAUCGAUCUGCCUGACGAUGGUGUCGGCGGGGCUGGACACGGUGCCGGGCAACCUGAUCAUGGGCAUCGCGUACCUGGCGUCGGCGCACGGGCAGGAGAUCCAGGAGCGGGCGUACGACGAGAUCGGGCGCGUGUACCCGCACGGCGACGCGUGGGAGCGCUGCCUCGUCGAGGAGAAGGUGCCGUACAUCACCGCCUUCGUCAAGGAGGUGCUGCGCUUCUGGACCGUCAUCCCCAUCUGCCUGCCGCGCGUCAGCAUCAAGGACAUCGACUGGAAGGGCGCCACCAUCCCCGCCGGCACGACCUUCUUCAUGAACGCCUACGCCGCCGACUACGACGCCACACACUUCGACGACCCAUACUCCUUCCGCCCCGAGCGCUACCUCCACGGGACCACCGACGGCGCGGGCACGCCGCACUACGCGUACGGCGCCGGCAGCCGCAUGUGCGCGGGCUCGCACCUGGGCAACCGCGAGCUGUACACGGCCUUCAUCCGGCUGGUGUCGGCGUUCCGCAUCGUGCCGGCGCAGAACCGCGCCGACGACCCGGUCAUGGACUGCCUCGAGGCCGGCGUCAACAAGUGCGCGCUCACGCUGGACCCGCGCCAGUUCAAGGUCGGCUUCCGCGUGCGCGACCAGCAGCGUCUGGAUGCGUGGAUCCGCGCGAGUGAGGAGCGGACGAGGGAUUUAUAG